AUGACUGACUCCGAACAGAGUAGGAGUGCCAAGGGUGCUGCACAGGUUGUAUUUGCCUGGACGCACCCGCACGUGAAGCUUGACCCUGUUGGCACCGCAGACAAGAUUGCGAUUAUCAUUGGUGGAACUUGGUAUGGGCUGACAUUCUUUUUGGCUGAUUUCUGCUGGCUGAAUUGGAAAUAUCGACCUAUCCACACAAAGAACCUCCCCCUCACUACGCUGUUCUACUUUAUGUACAUCCUCUGGUUCAUUGGUGAUGUGGUAACAAGUGGAAAUAUCAAUGUCGAAGGCGCAUGGGCUAAAUGCAAGGCGCUUGGUGCCUGGGUCAGAAUUCCAGGGUCAUUUGCCUGCUCUAGCGCCCUCCUAUUCCGGGUAUUUGCCCUGGGCCAUGUGUUUAACCACCGCAAACCAUGCAUGGGUAUGGAUUCUAUAGCCCCAGUACCGCUUUUGUCGUUCUACUUUUUAGUUUUCUGCAGUAUCACGCAGGUGCACAAGAACGGCACUACUGUCAAAUAUGAUCCUGUGCUUGAGGGUCAUGUCUAUGUAAAAUCUUUCAGGCAUAUACACUAUCAAGAUUUUCACCCUCAACUUGUCGUUUGGAGUGUUCAAAGGGAAUCUGAUUUUGUUUUUCUUUGUGCCUGUGCUGGACUCUCCGCGUAUCGCUUCCGCUGCAUCAGGCUGUUCAUUGCCGCGACACAAUCCUGGAGUACAUUACUGGGAGCGUGCCCAUUUGGGUCAUCCUCAGAAAAAUGGAUGCGGCAGCUCAAGACCAAGGCAUACAACAAGAAAGACAACUACAUAUUGCAAAAGGUCUACGAUGACCAGUAUAGUCCUUGA
Molecule: messenger RNA, 837 nt
Organism: Linderina pennispora
Lineage: Eukaryota; Fungi; Kickxellomycota; Kickxellomycetes; Kickxellales; Kickxellaceae
Exons: 3
Coding region: 1-837 (278 amino acids)
Source: RefSeq, a predicted model, not a curated record